AUGCCCUACAAAAUAUACUCCAGCCAUUUCUACGCAUAUAUCAACUUGCUUACCGUUGUGAAAGUGGCAAUUGUGAUUUACUUAGAAGAAGAGAUCAUAGAGCAACGUUUCGUUGGGCUGGUGUGCGAUAGGAUUGGGCGCAAAGCUGGACUCGUGUUCACCAUAUCUCUUAUCAUAAACGGCGCUACAUUAUGUACGGCCGCGCAUGGCGCGGACGGGAGUCCUGAUGGCCUGUCCUGGUUCAUGACCAUCGCACGGGGAGUUGUAGGGGUGGGGACUUGCUUUGGGAUUUCCGCAGCUGGCGUUGCGGCUUUCAAGCUCGUUCAGACCAAUUUUGGCAAAAGGUGGACGUUCAUCGUUGCCGCGAUAUUCGGCGCACUCGGCAUGAUCGCAACCUACUUUUUCGUGCCGGAUAUGACAGGCGUAGAUCUAGGGGAGGAAGAUGCCAAGAUCAUGCAGUAUCCUUAUGAGAAUGGGUGGACCUGGUCAUGCGCAGCAGGUCUGGGGUCAUGUGUUGGAGACGAGCACACACAGCACCGAGAAGACUUUCAAAUCAGGAAGUUCCCACAGUUCAUUUGA
This is a messenger RNA of Postia placenta MAD-698-R-SB12, 579 nucleotides long. RefSeq lists its product as hypothetical. The record is from RefSeq and is a predicted model, not a curated record. Lineage: Eukaryota; Fungi; Basidiomycota; Agaricomycetes; Polyporales; Adustoporiaceae. The transcript has 5 exons. The coding region runs from base 1 to 579 and encodes 192 amino acids.